This is a messenger RNA of Hyposmocoma kahamanoa, 2704 nucleotides long. It is a transcript of the gene Uba2, whose product is annotated as SUMO-activating enzyme subunit 2. NCBI's taxonomy places the organism in Eukaryota, Metazoa, Arthropoda, Insecta, Lepidoptera, Cosmopterigidae. Bases 115 to 1944 code for a protein of 609 amino acids. Gene Ontology annotation, biological process: protein sumoylation. Gene Ontology annotation, cellular component: cytoplasm; SUMO activating enzyme complex. Gene Ontology annotation, molecular function: SUMO activating enzyme activity. The transcript has 8 exons. The record is from RefSeq and is a predicted model, not a curated record.
AAAAGCCCGUAGGUCUCCGCGUUUGUUGCGUUUUCUCGUAAAGAAAAAUACAAUAUCUAGCCCUAAAAUUGAUAAUUCUCUCCAUAAGGGUAUUGUUAUUUUCAAUCACGAAUCAUGGUGGCACGUGUCGCUGGUGUUUUUGACGAGAAAUUGACUAAGGCUAUUGCGAAUUCUAAGAUUUUAGUUGUCGGUGCCGGCGGUAUAGGUUGUGAAAUUUUGAAGAAUCUCGUUUUGACCGGCUUUCCACAGAUUGAAAUUAUCGACCUUGAUACUAUCGACGUAAGCAAUCUAAACCGUCAGUUCCUAUUCCACAAGGAGCAUGUGGGGAAAUCCAAGGCACAAGUGGCUAAGGACAGCGCGCUCGGUUUCAAUCCUAAUGUUAAUAUCGUGGCACAUCAUGAUAGUGUUAUUAGCAAUGAUUAUGGAGUGAGCUAUUUCAAACAAUUCAACAUAGUCUUAAAUGCAUUGGACAAUCGUGUUGCACGUAACCAUGUUAACAGAAUGUGCUUGGCUGCCAAUGUACCAUUAGUUGAAACAGGUACUGCUGGAUAUGCUGGACAGGUGGAACUUAUCAAGAAAGGCUUAACCCAAUGUUACGAGUGUCAGCCGAAGGCACCUCAGAAAACGUUCCCUGGUUGCACUAUUCGUAACACUCCCUCAGAGCCUAUUCAUUGCAUUGUGUGGGCUAAGCAUCUGUUCAACCAGCUAUUUGGUGAAGAGGACCCAGACCAGGAUGUGAGCCCAGACACAGCAGAUCCCGAAGCAUCAGGUGAGGCAGGCUCAUCAGCUCUAUCAUCAGAAGCAAACACAGCAGGCAAUGUGGAACGAAAAAGCACUCGAGCUUGGGCAGCUGAAACAAAUUACGAUCCUGAGAAACUCUUCUCCAAACUGUUUGGAGAUGAUAUCCGCUACUUAUUGUCUAUGGAGAAUCUAUGGAAGAAACGCAGGCCACCAACUCCAUUGUCUUGGGAUAAUUUGCCCGGAAACAAUAAUCCUCCUGCUCCACAUUCUGGAUUACCAGAUCAGCGUGUUUGGUCUAUUAGUGAGUGUGCCCAGGUUUUUGCAGCAAGCUGCAAGGCUCUCCAAGAAGAUCUGAAAAGCCGUCCCGAGGGAGACCAUCUAGUCUGGGACAAGGAUGAAAAAAGCGCUAUGGAUUUCGUGACCGCCUGUGCCAACAUUCGAGCUCAUAUAUUUAACAUUCCCACCAAGUCACGUUUCGAGAUUAAAUCAAUGGCGGGCAACAUAAUCCCAGCUAUCGCGACGGCGAACGCAAUAGUGGCUGGACUCGCAGUGCUACGUGCACAGGCCAUUUUGAAAGGCGAUAUCAAGACAUGUACCAGCGUCUAUUUAAGACCGAAAGUCAAUCACUGCGGACAGAUAUUUGUCCCCGAGAAAACAUUGACUCCACCGAACCCGAAAUGUUACGUUUGCGCGCCUAAACCAGAAAUAGGCCUCGCUUGCAACCUGAAACAACUGACACUCAAAGAUCUAACGGCAGCUUUCAAGGAAGGUCUAAACAUGCAAGCGCCAGACGCCACAGUCGAAGGAAAAGGUCUGGUCGUGCUAUCCUCAGAACCUGGUGAAACUGAUCAUAAUAAUGAUAAGACUCUUGAAGAAAUAGGUCUUACUGACGGCUGCGCCUUAAUGGUAGACGAUUUCCUACAAAACUAUGAAGUCCGAGUAAGAUUACAACAAGAAGACGAAGAAAAAUCAUGGCGUCUAGUAACAGACAGCGAUGCCGAAAUGCCGGCUCCAAAAGAAGCCGAAAAGUCAAAUGGAUCGAACGGUUCAGAGCCCAAACCCGGACCAUCACGGACAAGGAUACGUCAGGAUAGCGACAGUGAUAUGGAGAUUAUUGAAGAAGAUGAUGACGGUGAACCGAUGGUGAAGCAACCGAAGCGCAGGCGCACCGAAAUAGCCGACGAGGUCGUUGAACUCUGCUAGUACUUAAGUUUACGUGUAUCGGCGUUAGUCCUUUAAAAUGGACUGGAUUAUUUAAAGAAAUGAAACUGAAAAUUAUCCAUAACAGUUGUAUGUACCAGAGAAGACAAGUUUCUUUUGCAUCCACUUUUGAGGGCGAGAUGUGACACGACCCCUCGAUGUUGCUAUUAGAAGAAAUUAGUUCUAUAGAUUUCAGGAAUAUGGCAACGACAAAUAAAACAACUACCUUUAAUGAAAGAAUUGACAAUUACCUGCAAUUCUUCACAUACUGUUUACUUCCACAAUAAACCCCUAAUGUGUAUAAACAAAUAUUUGAACUUUGCAAUAAUUUGUUUGUCGCUUGAGGUGAUCGGCAAUUAAUUAAUCCAAUUCGUACAUAUAUACCAGCACUAUACUGGAUAAUUAUAUUGUAUACAUAGAUAUCUUUUUAAAAGAAAAAAAAAACGGCAAACAAAAAGCGUACGCGAAUAGAAAAUAUGCAAGCAAUAUUGCAUAUAAACAACCAAGACCAAUAAAAUGAUUCAACAACUAUUAUCUACGACCCAAACAGGCCAGUCUAUGUUCUUUAAUUGUCAUUUUUAUUACUCAUCAAUGGUUCACAUUCAUAGGAUCUGUUGCAUAAUACGAGGCCGUGUACUGGACCGAAAUUAUACAAAUGAUUUAGUAUUCAUACUCGUUUCCGAGACUUAGUGUUAAGAACAAUUUUUGUAGUAAGUUAUAAGAAGAAAUGUAUCACUUAUGUAUUUCAAUGUCUUAUUAAUAA